AGAAAAGCACCAAAGAGUCGCAGGAUUGUGUCUGCUGUAGAUCUGAAGGAGUCAAAUUCCUGAACACGUAGGAGCUGCAGCAGGACGCAUGACGCAUGACGCAGGGCGCAGCAGCGGCCGACUAACGGAUUACUGAUCGAUCAUCGACCUGACCAGACAACCUAGAUCUCCUUCCGCAGCCUUUACUCCAUAACGGAUAUAUCUCUUUAUUUCCCAGCUUUGCUUUAUUUGCAGAAACAUGACAAAAGGAGCAGCUUUUCUUUUCCGCCUGUGGAAGCGCGACUGAACUUUUUUUUGUGUUUGACGCACAGAGGAGGAAAAAGUAAGAAUCUAAUCAACUUGAAUUUAGAGAAAAAGAACAAAAACAAAGUGGUUUUAGUGUUGAAUAAAGCGUUUGGAAAAUUAAACACACGAUAAUUAUAACAAUUAACAACAACAACAAAAAAAGUGUUUAGUUUCCAGAGCGGAAAUGAGAUCAGUCCAUAUGUUUGGCUCCAGUUUUUCUAAAACAUGGUGGAUGUUUGAUUCCUGGUGUAUCUGACUUUUCCAUGACUUCUGAACAUUUUAAAUAUUUUGAUUUUUAACAUGAUUAAAGGAAAAAUGUUUGCCGGGCUGAUGGGACUGGACUGUCACCUGAACUCACUGCAACACCGGUGCGAAGGAGCUGAAGGUGGCAAAGCAUCCGGGACAGCUGGCAACUCUGGCCGUAAGAGGCUCCACAGGAGGCCAGGGUACAUGAGAGGAGAGCAGGCCAGGCUGCAGUGCACAGCUCUUGCUCAGGAGGAUGAGGAGGAGGAGGAAGAGGAGAGCAUCGCUUGCAUUAGGAAAGGAAAAUCUGGACGUCGCACUGAUGUCACCGAGGCAACCACAGUUCAAGUGUUGAGUCAAACUCCUGCUGUUAAAAUGUCUUUAAUGAACAAUCAGCGUUACACAAAAUCUACUGGUUCACAUAGUAAAAACGGACCCGGCUCUGUAAAUGGAGUUCAGAACCCAGCGGGCCACCUGGUCCAAUCCUCUCCGUCUCAGAAUGAACUCUAUCCAAGCUUGCAGUCUUCGUCUCAGGACUCUUUUAACUCAAGUUUUAGCUUCAUCCAGCAGUCCCUUAGCUGUAUCCAGAGGACAGAACCAGAAGCAACAAGUCAACCAGCUAAUUUCGAAAAAAGAGGAGAGGUAUCAACCUGCAAGCACAUUCCUUUAAAGCAGUCAUCUCCCACCCAGUCACUGCCACCCUCGGCUCCAGGCAGUCAGUUCCACAGGGAGGAGCAGUCAUGUGCGGGGAGAAGCUGUCGGGACUCUCUGUCGGGUGGCAAAGAGGAAAUUCCUCACCUUCUAAACUGUGAGUCCCAACCUCUUGACAUAGAGGUUAUUUCCUCCCUGUCUGUGGACUCGGACACGGCCUCUGCCUCCUCUGUCACCUCUGGCUAUGAAAGCGCCACGCCUGCCUCGGAGCAAGGCUGGGAGAUCAUGGUGAAGAAGUACGAAGGGGUACUACAAGACUGCCUCCAAAACAACCGCGCUUACACCAAGAUCGAGUCCAUGAUGAUGAAGCUUCAGAGGCUCCAGCAGAAAGCCAUUCUGGAUGACGACUAUGAUGCAGCUGAGCGGUUUGGGAAGAAGCUGGAGGAGCUGUGCAGAGAGCGUGGAUCUCUAAAACUGGGUUUACCCUCCAUGCAGCCCAGUGUGGCUCUGUUCCUCGAGAGACUCACAAAGGUGGUACACAGCGCCCUCCAGAGGGCAGACUGCAGCCAGUGCAGAGAGGCGUCUGAACCAGACUCAGUGGAGCAGCCUGACCUGCUGCAGGCCGCAGUGCAACGAAGGGAUCACUUGAUUCAAGAAAAACGUCUGGUUGAGACUCCCUCAAUGCUCUUGGAUCUAUGUUCUGAAAAGGAUUCUGUGUUGGAGAGACCGACCCACCAGACCCCGGCCGUCCCUCUUCAUCAGGAGCUCAGUGCGCUCCACUCCAAUGUACAAAACAAACAAACAAACGAGGGACUCCAAGAACAGGAGCAGGCACUAAACCUUUCAAUAAAGGAAGCUACAGCGAAGGUGGUCAUGAGUCAGAGACUGGGCAGCAGCCUAAGGAGAAAAGUCAGUGAGACCGAAACACAGCUUUUGACUCUGCAUGAAGCCAAACUGGCGGCCAUAUCUGGUAAUGACUUUGGCUGUGCCAAGGAGUUGAAAGCUGAGAUGAAGGCGGUGUACCUGGAGCGGGACCGGCUGGAGGCCCUGGCCAAGAGACUGCACAACCUCAGCUCGGGGAGCAGCCAGGAGCUGAGCAGGAUGAAGGAGCAGCGACAGCAGCUCAGACAGGAGCUGGAGGAGAGGGAGGCCUUGCAUGAAAGCCAGUUGAAAGAGAACACCACCAAAUAUCUGGAGCUGUUGGAGGACAGAUUGCACAGCUGUGACUGUCCUGGGUUGGAGCGUAUCUGGGAAGCUGACCUGGAAGCUUGUCACCUGUUUCUGCGAGGUCUGCAAUUGCGAACAUCCAGCUGCGGUGCAGCAAACAUGGACGACAUCCCUGCUGCAACAGUUUUUGCCUCAACCGAGCCUAGCAACAAAGAGGAAGAAGAAGAAGAUUGUGCAAUGCUUACUGCUUUAGGAGGUCGUUGGUGUCCUGAGGCCAACCUACAGAACUCAGAGUUCACAAAGAAGCUGGAGGAGUUUUUGUUCUGCAUGGAGGAAAAUCACCCAGAGGAUGUGUGCAGCGAGGCCGAUGCUACAGACCUAACGGAGCGCUGUGAGCUGAUCGGUGACAGACUAAUGGCCCUGGAGGACAAACUGCAGACAGCUAUACUGAAUCGGGAUCUAGCCCUCACCCAGUCUUUGGAAAAAGAAGUUCAGGAAGUAAAAUCCACUUUACAAAGCAUGCUCGCGCAACUGCAGAUGGAAGAAGAGGAAGCGGGGCUGUCGGAUGAGUUGAUAAAUGAUGAAUCUAAAGUGCAAGUAGAGGCAACAGAAGAAGAGGAGGAAGAAGAAGAAGAGGAAGAAGAGGACCAAUACUUCAGUGACAGUUGGGAUAUUUAAGGUGGAUGCCUAAAGUGUUUUGGGAGCCCAGCCCAGGAUGGGAUGAUGGGAGCAGAACCUCAGUGCAGAAGCAGAUCUGACCUCAGAUCAGUUUACUACCAGCCUCUGGUCUGAAAGUAUAAACUACACAGUGCCUUACAAAGGGUUUAUAUCCUGGAACCUUUUUUCACAUUUUGUCAUAUUAGAACCACAAACCUUUGAGUAUUUCACUGGACGACACUCAUCAACAAACGCUAGAGCUGUAGCAUAAAAUUUAAGGAAAUCAUGUAUGCUUUAUAAAGUCUUAACAAGAAAAAUCUUAAUAGUUGCCUCCUGAGUUGCACAGCAGUUAUAGCUUUAAAAAAAAUUAUUCUAUCUGCCAGUUCAUGGAGAACAGCUAUAAAUAUACAUUUUAAGUUUUACCUUGCACUAAAAUGCUUUUAAUUUGAUUUUAAUUGGACCAUAUAUAUAAUUGCAUUUAGAUCUAAACCCUUAAAUUAAAGCUCUGCCCGGCUGUUUAGGGUUCUCCAAGCGUCUUAUAUUAGAUUUUGAACCACAAACAGAUUUUCUUUGAGAAUGGACGUGGAUUUAACUCCUCCUAUCUUCACAUCAACCUCUUUCUCUUCUGUAGAGAGCAAUCCCCCUUUGAUAAUGCUGCCUCCACCAUGUUUUAUACUGGGAUAAUGUAAUAGUGUGUAGUGUGUUCUACCACACAGUUUGUAACUGGCCUAAAUUUGAUCACCUCCUUCCACAUUUUACUGUGCCCCCUGCAUGAAUCGUAGAAACCUGAAGCAGCACACAUUUUGGCGCUGUUUAAAUAAUGCUUUUAUUUUUUCUACUACGCCAUAAUGGCAGUUUUAUUAUUUGCAGUACAAGUAAUAACAACAUAAACAGAUUUCCAUACCUUGUCUCUGCAUCUCCUCCAGUUAUCAUAAGCCUCUCAGACAAAUUCACUGAUAAUUGUUGAUAGGCAUCCAUUUGGCUUAUAAUCUUUUUAAUCUAAAUGAUAGAUUGAACUGCACUGCAAUAUAAUAAAACAGUUGCUUAUUGCUUUAUAACCUGAUCCUGCUUUAUGGUUCAUUUGGUUUAGUGAUAGACCCCAAUUUGAAACCUCUAUAGAUAAUUAUUCCUAUUUAAUUAUGUUGAUUUGUUACAUCAAAUACUUAGAAAUGGUUUGUGGUCCAAAUGUGAAAAGAUGUAAAAAAUGUCCAAGAGGUAUUAAUGCUUACCAAACAAAGUUAUUUCAAAUAUAUGAAGGAUCUGAAGGAAACAAUGCUUAUGAGACACUUGUUACUUUUUUUUUUUUUAUUGUUUCUUUAACCACUUUGGAUCUUAAUUGAUAAACAUUGCUGUGACAGUUUAAUAUGUAGUCUUACUUUUGUUAGUUUUGAUUUCGCAAGCUAACAGAGCCUUUAACUCUUGUCAGCAGCAGAAAUUAAAUUCUGCAAGGACAAUCCGAACAGUUAUAACUGUUAACUUGUUUUUUUUGCACACAAACUAACGUUAAUGUCCUAAUUCAGCAUCAGCAAACUACUUUUUCUGUUUCCUGUAAGGAUUAUUUGUACUUGCACAUAAUUGUGUUCAAUGAAGAACCCAUUUCUGUGGUGCUAAAAAAUGUGACUUAACUUAAACACUAUUUUUUGUGUGGAAAAUGCAAUAUUUGGGUUGUUUUGCUUUUUUUAUGCAGCAUGUACUGAGAAACAUGCUCUGAAUAAAAAUACUUAAUAUUAAGUUUCACUAUUUCUUUUGCUCCCUUCUGAUUACAUAGUAGUAUUUUACUUUGAAGUGUACUUUUAGAGACUACUUUUUAA
Messenger RNA from Cyprinodon variegatus (sheepshead minnow), 4814 nucleotides. RefSeq names its product disrupted in schizophrenia 1 (gene disc1). The transcript has 14 exons. Gene Ontology annotation, biological process: cilium assembly; neuron migration. The coding region runs from base 586 to 3024 and encodes 812 amino acids. Gene Ontology annotation, cellular component: intermediate filament cytoskeleton; mitochondrion; centrosome. Lineage: Eukaryota; Metazoa; Chordata; Actinopteri; Cyprinodontiformes; Cyprinodontidae. The record is from RefSeq and is a predicted model, not a curated record.